Messenger RNA from Linum trigynum, 3519 nucleotides. The record is from the annotation of a GenBank genome assembly. Lineage: Eukaryota; Viridiplantae; Streptophyta; Magnoliopsida; Malpighiales; Linaceae.
GUAGAUCCAACGGGCAACCAACGCGAACUUCUAGGGUUUGACCAUCCGACGGCCCAAACCUCCCACCGCCAAAGCAUAAAACCAAAAACCCUAACCCCUUCUUCCUCCUUUUCCGUUUCUCUCCUGCUCCCUGCAAUUAACUGCCACGAAAUCCUCUCGUCGGCAGCAGGAGAAAACGCUAUAGAGGCGCCGCCAACACCUCGCCUCCCCCUUUUGAUUCGUUCACCGUUCGCCGAUAUUUCAGCUCAUUCCUUCCUUCUGCUGUGCCAUGCCUUCGAUUGCAAUGGUGAACCAGUCCGCUGACAAGAAGGAGAAGAGAAUGAAGAAAAUCGCUCUCGACGGCUUGGAAUCCGAGUCGGUGAAGAGUAAGAAGAAGAGCUCGAAGGUCUCUGAUCAGGAAGAGGACGGGUAUUCGGAGAAGAAGGAGAAGAAGAAGAAGGAGAAAAAGAAGAGGAAGGCUGCGGAGAUCGAGAGUGAUGAGGAGGAGAGGAGUGAGACGAGCUCGGAGCUGGGCGAGCCGGUGAAUUUGAAUUCGGAUAAGAAGAGUAAGAAGGCGAAGGUUUCCGGCGUCGGGGAGGAGGAAGAAGAGGACGGUGAGGUCGAGGAGAUGAAGCCGGAGGAUCCUAACGCCGUGACCAAUUUCCGCAUAUCGGAGCCGCUGAAGAUGAAGCUCAAGUCCAGGGGGAUCGAGGCGUUGUUCCCUAUUCAGGCGAGAACGUUUGAUGAUGUCUUCGAUGGUUGUGAUUUGGUCGGCAGGGCUCGUACUGGCCAGGGAAAGACGCUUGCUUUUAUAUUGCCCCUAUUGGAGUCUCUAGUUAACGGGCGUGCGAAAGCUUCCAGGAAGAUGGGGUAUGGCAGGCCACCGAGUGUUCUUGUCCUUCUACCUACGAGGGAGUUGGCCGUUCAGGUUUUUGAGGACUUUAAGGUCUAUGGCGAGGCAAUGGGUUUGACAUCUUGCUGUUUAUACGGUGGUUCUCCUUACAACCCCCAAGAAUCCAGUUUAAAAAGAGGGGUGGAUAUAGUGGUUGGAACACCUGGGCGCAUUAAGGAUCACAUUGAGCGGGGCAAUAUCAAUUUUAGCUCCUUGGUAUUCCGGGUCCUUGAUGAAGCUGAUGAAAUGCUUAGAAUGGGGUUUGUAGAGGAUGUGGAGCUUAUCCUAGGAAAAGUGGAAGAUGUCACUAAAGUCCAGACACUUCUGUUCAGUGCUACCCUGCCUGAAUGGGUUAAACAUAUUGCGUCGAAGUUCCUUAAACCGUCCAAGAAAACCAUAGAUCUUGUUGGUAAUGAGAAAAUGAAGGCUAGUACCAAUGUAAGACACAUCGUCCUUCCAUGUUCUGCAUCGGCUAUACCUCAGUUGAUCCCUGAUGUCAUCCGCUGUUACAGCAGUGGUGGCCGUACUAUCAUUUUCACUGAGAAGAAGGAUACUGCUAAUCAACUUGCGGGGUUAUUGCCAGGGGCUCGUCCUUUGCAUGGUGACAUACAACAAUCUCAACGAGAGGUGACUCUUUCUGGGUUUAAGUCUGGCAAGUUCAUGACACUUGUUGCAACCAAUGUGGCUGCAAGGGGAUUGGAUAUCAAUGAUGUUCAAUUGAUCAUCCAGUGUGAACCUCCACGCGAUGUUGAAGCUUAUAUUCAUCGAUCAGGACGUACAGGAAGAGCAGGCAAUUCUGGGGUAGCUGUGAUGCUCUUUGAUCCUAGAAGGGCCAACAUUUCCAAGAUACAGAGGGAAGCUGGUAUAAAAUUUGAACAUGUAGCUGCACCUCAAGCUGCUGAUAUUGCCCAAUCUGUGGGUCUACAGGCAGCUCAGACGAUAACCAAGGUUUCAGAUAGUGUGAUCCCUGCAUUUAAGGCUGCAGCUGAGGAACUAUUGAAUUCUUCUGGUAUGUCAGCUGUGGAUCUCCUUGCUAAAGCACUUGCAAAGGCUUCUGGUUAUACCGAGAUCAAGACUAGAUCACUUCUGAGUUCCAUGGAGAACCAUGUUACUCUUCUUCUUGAGGCCGGAAAACCAUUCUAUUCUCAAUCGUAUGCUUAUAGUACGCUGAAGAGAUUCUUGCCGGAGGCUAAGGUCGAGUCGGUGAAGGGGUUUUCACUCACACUUGAUGGGCAAGGUGCCGUCUUUGAUGUGGCAGCGGAGGAUGUUGACACUUUCCUUGCUGGGGCGGAAAAUGCAGCUAACGUGAGCUUGGAGGUGGUGAAGACAUUGCCUCCCCUACAAGAAAGAGACCAGUCCAGGCCAAGAUUUGGCGGUGGAGGUGGAGGUGGAGGCCGCGGGUAUGGUGGCCAGGGUGGUGGUGGGUUCAGAUUUGGUGGCAGAGGUGGUGGCGGCGGAGGCAGAGGAGGUGGCGGUCGGGGUGGUUCCGGCGGUGGGUGGAGAGGUUCUUCGAAAAAGUGGUGAGCUCGAGUUGAGUACAGCAUUGACCCGCUUGAGUUCGACAUGACAGGAGCAGGAGAUCGCGACCUUGAGUGCCGGGGGGAUUAAUGGCUGAUGAUGACAACGAAAGCUUUCGAACUUACUAUUUUCGGGCUUAAUUUAUUACUUUUACUUGUGCGUUCCUAGUCUUCAAAUGAGUUUGUAUCUGGCCGUCUGCUUUUUUCUUAUUAUUUUCUGGGGAUUUUUGAGCCUCUCCCCCAAUUUUUUGAGCUAUCAUUUGUUAAUGUAAGAUGACUAUUGAAGAAAUGAUAAUCCAACAAUGAAAAGUAUUGUUAUUUGCUUUUGUUUCUCUUUCAUGUAAGUAGGCAACUCUCAACUUGCUCCCAGAAGGCCAGUUCACAGAAUAGUUUUCACCAGUGUAAACUGAAUCAGCAUUUGGUGAGGAGUUCCAUGACUCUAUUUAGGCUUUUCUUUUGACUAUCAUCAGAAACCUGGUAAGCCUCCUACAUCAUAGACGUCGUUUCCAAUUUCCAUUGACACAAGGCGUGGGAUUUAAUGGCAGAGACGGAUUCAUCGAGUCCCACAAGGAAACCAGAUGGCCUGAAACUCUCUUCAUGUUAUUCGCAAAUCGCAACUAUGUUCGUGUACCAGUGGGCACUUAUGUACGCGUGGUAGCUGCCUCCAAGUUGGAUUUGAGUUUGUUCUUACAGAAUUCAAUGUAUAUUUUACCCUUUUUUUUUGGUUGUUGAAGGCUUGCCAUAUCAGAAAUCUAAAGAAGCCUCACUAACCCUAGUACCAAUAGUAUCGAUAUCCUCCAUGAAGAUCAAGUGAUGGAACACACAGGCCACAACUCUCAUCUUUAAUAGGGAUGGCAACAAAACCCGAACCCACGGGUACCCAACCCGGUCAACGCGGGUAAAAUCCGUGUUGACGGGUUUUGGGCCGGGUUUGGGUUUAAACCCGUUCACUAUUCACCGGGUUGGGUUGAGUUUGGGUUUAGGUAAACCCGACCCAUGGGUACCCGCUCACACCUAUAUAGUUAAUUUUCUCGGUAUAUUUAAUAUUCUAAACAAUAAUCUUAUUUAUGUUUGUGGAGACAUGUCUAAUUUUUUCUUUCAAAUUGUGUAGAAUGAAGUUGAUGUUAUCGA